AUGGAUCGCCACGCUCGCGUCGUGGCGCAGGUCGCGUCCAAGGUGAAAAACUACUUUGUCCGCAAGGAGCCUUUUCGGAUAUCUCACGGAUCAACGAAUAGCACGCGUCCGAACCUCAAGAAGCGCGUCGUCGACAUCAGUGAUCUGAGGAAUGUUGUCAAAGUCGAUACUGCCAACAAAUCGGCGCUUGUAGAGCCUAAUGUACCCAUGGACCGUCUUGUGGAAGCGACAUUACCUCACGGCCUCGUCCCUCCUGUCGUAAUGGAGUUUCCCGGUAUCACUGUUGGAGGGGGUUACGCUGGUACUGCUGGCGAAAGCAGUAGUUUCAAGUACGGCUUUUUUGAUCGAACAAUUAACGAGGUGGAAAUGAUACUUGCAGGCGGCGAGGUUGUUAAAGCUUCCGAAGAAAUCAACAGCGACUUAUUUAGGGGAGGUGCGGGCGCUGUGGGCACCCUUGGUGUCACUACGCUCGUAGACUUGCAGCUUAUUGAAGCGAAAAACGUGGCGCAAGCCGUAAAACAGGUUCGAGAGCAUACCGAAGGCGCUCAAGGCCAGGCGAACGACUACGUAGACGGCAUUCUCUUUAGCAAAGAUCACGGUGCUAUCGUGACCGGCGAAAUGACAGAUGAGCUACCUGCCAAUAUCAAGCCGCAAACCUUCAGCAAUCCCUGGGAUCCAUGGUUCUAUCUACAUGUCGAAGCUGCUACGCGCCAAUCAACACAGCCAGUAACCGAUUACAUACCACUGGCCGAGUACAUGUUUCGUUACGAUCGUGGAGGGUUUUGGGUUGGCCGUUCCGCUUUCCAGUACAUGCGCUUCCCUUUCAACUCCUUCACUAGAUGGUUCUUGGACGAUUUUUGCCAUACACGGAUGUUGUACCGCGCCCUUCAUGCAUCCGGUAUUGCGACCCGGUACAUUGUCCAAGAUAUGGCGCUGCCCUACCCCAAUGCCGAAAAGUUCAUCGACUAUACGGACAAGACAUUUGGUAUCUGGCCUUUGUGGCUCUGCCCACUUAAGCAAAGCCCGCAGCCGACCAUGCAUCCUCAUACCAAGGGUGAUCUGAAGGACGACCAAAUGUUGAACAUUGGACUUUGGGGAUUUGGACCGAAAGAUCCCACGAAUUACCUUGCGAAGAACCGCGCACUCGAGAAGACUUUGGGCGACAUGGGUGGCAUGAAAUGGCUAUAUGCGCAUACGUAUUACAACAAGGAAGAAUUCUGGUCCCAGUUCGAUCGCGAGUGGCACGAGAGGCUUCGCAGAAAAUAUCGGGCUGACGGCGCGCUUCCCGGCGUGUAUGACAAAGUUCAUGUGGACAUCGAGAAAUAUACGGAGAUGACGAACAAGGACUUCGGUAUGCAAAUGAAGAAUAUAUGGCCUCUUGGUGGUUUCUGGGGUAUCUGGAAGAGAACGCGACCUGGCGAUGGAGGAACUGACGCAGAGCACUAG
Messenger RNA from Parastagonospora nodorum SN15, 1446 nucleotides. RefSeq lists its product as hypothetical. Gene Ontology annotation, molecular function: FAD binding; Delta24(24-1) sterol reductase activity. The coding region runs from base 1 to 1446 and encodes 481 amino acids. NCBI's taxonomy places the organism in Eukaryota, Fungi, Ascomycota, Dothideomycetes, Pleosporales, Phaeosphaeriaceae. Gene Ontology annotation, cellular component: cytoplasm; membrane. The record is from RefSeq and is a predicted model, not a curated record. The transcript is spliced from 3 exons. Gene Ontology annotation, biological process: steroid metabolic process.